This is a messenger RNA of Cucurbita maxima (winter squash), 919 nucleotides long. RefSeq names its product probable calcium-binding protein CML13. The record is from RefSeq and is a predicted model, not a curated record. Gene Ontology annotation, molecular function: calcium ion binding. Gene Ontology annotation, cellular component: myosin II complex. The transcript has a single exon. Lineage: Eukaryota; Viridiplantae; Streptophyta; Magnoliopsida; Cucurbitales; Cucurbitaceae. Bases 128 to 571 code for a protein of 147 amino acids.
UCCAUAAAAAAAAAAGCAAAAAUACGUCACCUCCCACUCUCUGGCGAGCGUCGAAGGGAAAGGAAAACAGAGAGAAAAAAGAAAAAUCAGAGCUCUGUGAAGAUUCAAACCUAAAUCGAAACCAGAGAUGGGCAAAGAUCUGAGCAAUGAUCAGAAAUCCUCCAUGAGAGAGGCCUUCACCCUCUUCGAUACCGACGGCGAUGGCCGGAUCGCCCCAUCGGAGCUCGGGAUCCUAAUGCGUUCUCUCGGCGGCAACCCCACUCAAGCCCAACUCAAAGCCAUUAUCGCCGAGGAGAAUCUUACUUCUCCCUUUGAUUUCAAUCGCUUCCUUGAGAUCAUGUCCAAACACAUGAAGCCCGAGUCCUUCGAUCGCCAGCUUCGCGACGCCUUUAAGGUUCUCGACAAGGACAACACCGGCUACGUCCUGGUGUCCGAGCUCCGACACAUUUUGACUAGUAUAGGUGAGAAGCUGGAGCCGUCGGAGUUCGAUGAGUGGAUUCGAGAAGUGGAGGUUGGACCGGAUGGUAAAAUUCGGUAUGAGGAUUUCAUUGCUCGAAUGGUGGCCAAAUGAGGAGGGAAGCUAUGGAAAAUUGGUUUUGUGUGCUUUACUCGACUGCUUUCUGAAGUAAUUUGUGGCGAUCUUUGUUGUUUCUCUUUUUUCCCUUUUCUUUCCAAUUUCUGUUGAUUGGUUUCAGAUUACAAAACUUGCUUGGAUUUUGGUGGGAUGGAUGCGGGUGAUGUUCGCAUACUUCCCCAAGUAAUGCUAAUAUUAUUUGGAAAGAUUUAGGAUUAUAUGGGAUGAAUGUGUGGAUGGAUUCGAGGUGUAUUGAAAACUGUGGUUUUCUGGGUAUCUUAGGAUCUCUUGAUUUGUAUGUGUUUCAUAGCUUAAAUUGCUAAAAAUGGUUAGCUUCUUCCGCAA